Molecule: messenger RNA, 861 nt
Organism: Mytilinidion resinicola
Lineage: Eukaryota; Fungi; Ascomycota; Dothideomycetes; Mytilinidiales; Mytilinidiaceae
Product: TPR-like protein
Exons: 1
Molecular function (GO): protein binding
Source: RefSeq, a predicted model, not a curated record
CUCGCCGUAAUCUACCGAGCGCAAGGAAAUGUUAAGCUCGCCGAGAUAUUAGCAGCCAAAGUCUUUGCUAGCCUGCAAGAGAAGAUCGGGGCUGAACAUAGCUACACACUAAGUGCCGGGUCGUCGUUGGCAAGCACGUGGAACGAGCUUGGUAGACUGAAAGAAGCGGAGGAACUUCUUGACCAGCUCAUUUCAGUCAAGGUGGGAAAGUUCGGCCCAGAACACCCCAGCACAAUCGAGACCACGGCUGUCCUUGCAGCGGUGUACUACAACCAGAAGCGCUUUGCAGACGCCGAAUCACUUCAAACCUACAUUCUGCAAGUUCGCGAAAGGACUCUCGAUUCCGAACAUGGAUUCACGUGGACCAGCAAGCUGAACUUAGCCGCUAUAUACACGCAACAACACCGAAUCAAGGAAGCGGAAGACAUCGAGCUACAAGUCGUUGACUUUAGGAAGGAACGAUACGGACUAAAGCACGAACUGACACUUACGGCCCUAUCCAAUCUUGCAAUGACUUUCCGCUCACAAAAGAAGUGGGCGGAAGAGGAAAAGGCACUGAGCCAGGUCGUUUUGGGCCGGAUAGAAGUCCUCGGACCAGAGCAUCCAAACACCUUGACUUCGAUCCAAGCCUUGGCCAACAAUUUUCUUAGCCAACAACUGCCGCAAAAGGCCGAACCUCUGCUAAGGAAGAUGGUUGAGGCGAGGUCAAGAAGAUCCGAUUACGGCCCCGCUCAUCCGUCCACACUGGCGAGUCGUAAUAGUCUCGCCUGGACGUACUUUGACCAGGGCAAACAUGUCGAAGCCGAAUCUAUGCAGCUGCAAACCAUCGCAGAAGGCCAAAAAUUCUUGGGUGAAUCUCAC